UGAGCGGCGAUCCCGCUCAGCCUGCGGCGUCCUGAGAGACCUGAGGAAUUCAGCAGGUACCGACAGACAGUCAGCGGCUCUCUGUCCUGCUGCGGCGUGGAUGUGGAGCUUGAAAGAGACCCCGGCUGUCUGAGCUCAUCAUGUCUGAUGGAUGGAUUUAAGUGCUCUCUGUCAGUCCGCGCUGAUCUCACGACGGUUCCGCAUCUGGAGGGUUAAAUCAGGCAGAAAAUCAAGAACACUUUAGGACGAAGAAAUACUUCUUGCUGCUUUGAAAACAAACGUCCUUCGUCAUGAGGAGGUCUCUCCCCUUGUCUUGCUGGGUCAGGGCAGCCGGCCUGAUGCUCUGCCUGAUGCUCUGCCUGAGUCAGAGCGCCGUGGCCGUGUUCCUCUCAAACUCCACUCGGCUCGACUCGAUCCUGGACAAGUACAAGGGCAAGGACGGGGAGUGGUGGAGGGCGAGGUCGAGAGGGAAGAGGGCCAUCAGCGAGGAAGACAAGCACCUGAUCCUCGACCUGCACAACAAGCUGCGGGGACAGGUCUACCCUCCGGCCUCCAACAUGGAGUACAUGUUAUGGGAUUACGAGUUGGAGAGGAGCGCAGAGAACUGGGCGCACGCCUGCCGAUGGGAGCACGGGCCGAGCCACAUGCUGACACAAAUAGGCCAGAACCUGGGAACGCACUGGGGCAGAGACAGACCCCCGACCUACCACGUGCAGGCCUGGUAUGAUGAGGUGAGGUACUACAGCUACCCGUACUCCCAGGAGUGUAAUCCACACUGUCCGUUCAGAUGUUCUGGGCCGGUUUGCACGCACUACACUCAGCUGGUGUGGGCCACCAGCAAUCGCAUUGGCUGCGCCAUCAACACGUGUUACAACAUGAAUGUUUGGGGAAUGAUCUGGACCAAAGCAGUUUAUCUUGUCUGCAACUACUCCCCUCCGGGAAACUGGUGGGGUCAUGCGCCGUACAAAUACGGCACACCUUGUUCUGCCUGUCCAGCCAGCUAUGGUGGAGGCUGCCGAAACAACUUGUGCUACAAAGACGGUGGCGUCGAACGGCAUCCAGCUCCUGAAACGGAGGAAAACAACUACAUUGAACCAGAACCAGUAAGAGACAGAGAGCCCCAGCCAAGGGUCCGAACACCAGACCCAUCACUGAAUGAAAACACGGAGGGAAACCAAGUUGCCAGUACAGAGCAGAUGUCCCAACAGGUUGAGUGUGAGACCAAGCUGAGAGAUCAGUGCAAGGGAACAACCUGCAACAGAUAUGAAUGCCCACCUGGUUGCUUUGAGCGACCUGGAAAAGUAGUUGGGACUUCUUACUACGACAUGCAAUCCAGUGUGUGUGGAGCUGGGCUGCACUCUGGGGUCAUUGACAAUGACGGGGGAUGGCUGGAUGUGACCCGACUGGGUAGAAAACAACUAUUCACCAAAUCAUACAAGAACGGCGUCCAGUCCAUUGGGAAAAAUAGAAGUGCCAAUUCCUUCAAAGUGGAAUCAGUACCUGUAAAAGCAAUAAGAUGCGAUACAACAGUGGCACAUUUCUGUCCUUUCAAGAAACCCGUUCGACACUGUCCCAGGUUGUAUUGCCCCAAGAACUGUUUGCAUGACAGUCGAGCUCGAGUCAUCGGAACAAAGUACUACACAGACAAAUCUAGCAUCUGCAGAGCUGCCAUCCACGCAGGAGUAAUCCGGAGCGAGUCAGGCGGCUACCUUGAUGUGAUGCCGGUGGACACACGGCGGCAGUACAGCGGCAGCUACCAGAACGGGAUCAACUCAGAGAGCUUACUGAACCCCACAGGAGGAAAAGCCUUCAGAGUUUUUGCAGUCAUCUGAGGAAAAGCCCCGAAAGGACAAAGUACCGGCGAUCGUAUCUGAGAAGCCCACCCAGCAUGAAAUCAAAAACCGAUAAUUUUGCCCCCAGAGUAAAUAACCCAACUUGUCUGACUCAAACACUUCCAAGUUCCUACGUGUGUUUUUCCUCAAGGAUUCGCUUGUUUCUUAGGUCAUCGGUGAUCUGCUUUCCAGUCAGCCUGUGGCGAAGGAUUUUCUAGAAUUAUAGUUUUUCAAAGUCUUCUGGUCUGAACCUUCAGAGUCAGCCGCAGAAUACACGUGUGCCCACAAUGCGCUUGUGGCUGCCGUGAUAUCGUGACAUCAUGCUUCUUAACACUUAAAAAUAACUAUUGCGCAACCAGAUAGCUACGCCGUUCCAGCAUGUAAUUUUAGGCGUUAAGGUCAAAGCCUGAUAUUACUUUUAGUCAGAACAUUUCAGAUCUCCUGAAGUUUUUUUUCUACAUGCAGCAACUAAAUAAG
Messenger RNA from Poecilia latipinna (sailfin molly), 2309 nucleotides. RefSeq names its product cysteine-rich secretory protein LCCL domain containing 1b (gene crispld1b). The transcript has 15 exons. Gene Ontology annotation, cellular component: extracellular region. Bases 291 to 1832 code for a protein of 513 amino acids. The record is from RefSeq and is a predicted model, not a curated record. NCBI's taxonomy places the organism in Eukaryota, Metazoa, Chordata, Actinopteri, Cyprinodontiformes, Poeciliidae.